UUUUACGAUCAGAGUGUGACCUCUGCCGUCUUGUCUUUGCUCUGCAGCCUCGUGUGCGUCUCUCAACUGGUCCCCAGCAGCAACACAAAACUUUUUAUGAGUUCCGCACGUACUGCAUCCGUCCAGAGCAGAACGCAGCCUUCCUGAAACUCACUAAUGAGAAGGUCCACCUGCGCACUGCCCACUCCGAGCUGAUUGGCUACUGGACUGUUGAGUAUGGUGGCUUGAAUCAGGUUUUCCAUAUAUGGAAGUAUGACAGUUAUGCUCAGCGGGCAGCGGUGCGGGCGGCACUGGCUCACGACCCCUCAUGGAUUUCAGAAUACAUCUCCAAGGCGAUACCAAUGUUGACGUCUCAGGACAACGAGGUCACCUACCUCGUUCCCUGGAGCCACCUGCAGAGGCCACCACAGGAGGGCGGUGUGUACGAGCUGGUUUCUUACCACAUGCGUCCUGGUGGUCCAGCGGUUUGGGCUGACGCCUUCCAGGCUGCUGUUACUUCCCAUGAUGCACCAGGGUACGGGACGCUGCUGGGAGCUUUCCACAGCGAGUUUGGAAAACUGAACAGAGUUCACACUCUUCAGUGGUUCGAGAGCGCCGACCAUCGAGCUGAAGUUCGACACCGAGCUCACACUGAUUCCAGAUUGGUUGCUGCAGUCAGAGACAGUGUCGUCCAUCUUGACUCUCAGAAGAACAAACUCAUGUUUCCGUGUCCCUUUUCUCCGAUGAAGUAACUUCCUGUCUCCAUGACAACUGAACAUGAGUUAUUCUAUCAUGUGUGAGUGACCGUGAUGUCCAAUCCUGUGCUGUGAAUUGUGGAGGGGGCGGGCCUUAUCUUUGUUUCCCAGCUGCAGUAAAAAAAUGACA
Messenger RNA from Paralichthys olivaceus (Japanese flounder), 864 nucleotides. The record is from RefSeq and is a predicted model, not a curated record. NCBI's taxonomy places the organism in Eukaryota, Metazoa, Chordata, Actinopteri, Pleuronectiformes, Paralichthyidae.